Molecule: messenger RNA, 2549 nt
Organism: Lampris incognitus (smalleye Pacific opah)
Lineage: Eukaryota; Metazoa; Chordata; Actinopteri; Lampriformes; Lampridae
Gene: hacd1
Product: 3-hydroxyacyl-CoA dehydratase 1
Exons: 7
Coding region: 143-871 (242 amino acids)
Biological process (GO): fatty acid elongation; very long-chain fatty acid biosynthetic process; sphingolipid biosynthetic process
Cellular component (GO): endoplasmic reticulum membrane
Molecular function (GO): 3-hydroxyacyl-CoA dehydratase activity
Source: RefSeq, a predicted model, not a curated record
UGUCCUGCCACAAGGUAGGGGGACUUGCGUUGGGGACUGUCCCACCCUUAUUCCCGCGAGAAGGGCGCGGCGGGUUUCAUGGAGCCAGCUGUCGGCUGCAAUCGCGCACCGCGUCUGCGUUAACCAGCGUGUCCCCGGCACCAUGGCGUCUGGCGAGGAGGACGGCCCGGUGGAGGAGAAGGAAAACAACAACAAGAAGAGAACCAAAAGCGCCCUCGCCACCGCAUGGCUCACAUUCUACAACAUCGCCAUGACGGCCGGGUGGCUAGUUUUGGCAAUGGCGAUGAUUCGGUUUUACAUCCAGAAGGGCACACACAAGGGCCUGUACAGAAGUAUAGCAAGGACACUGAAGUUUUUCCAGACCUUUGCAUUAGUUGAGGUGGGACAUUGCGCCAUUGGUAUUGUGAGGACUUCUGUGAUUGUGACCGGGGUUCAAGUGUGUUCACGGAUUUUCAUGGUUUGGUUCAUCACCAACAGCAUCAGACAGAUCCAGAAUGAAGAAAGCGUCAUCCUCUUCCUGGUUGUGUGGACGGUGACAGAGAUUACCCGCUAUUCCUACUACACAUUCAACCUGCUCAACGCCCUGCCAUACUUCAUCAAAUGGGCCAGAUACAACCUGUUCAUCAUCAUGUACCCCCUCGGAGUAGCUGGAGAGCUGUUUACCAUUUACGCUGCCCUGCCAUUCGUACGCAGAACUGCAAUGUACUCAAUGAGGCUUCCCAACAAGUAUAACGUCUCCUUCGACUACUACUACUUCCUCAUCAUUGUCAUGCUGUCCUACAUCCCACUGUUUCCUCAGCUCUUCUUCCACAUGCUUCGGCAGAGGAGGAAGGUGCUUCACGGGGAGGUCAUAGUGGAGAAGGACGAGUAGUACCGUCGUUACACAGCUGUCAUUCGAGGACAGCCAGCCAGCCUUCAUGCCCCCGCCCCAUUGUCCCCCACUUCACCUCCACCCACUAUUUUUGCCAUUUUUUGCCACCUCAUCUUCGAUAUUGCUGCCCAUCACAUUCUCCAAUGCCGGGAGAAGCUGGACAGCUCACAACAACCAGCUGACAGCGUGUGAUGACACUGCAGACAUCAACCGCCACCCAACAGAACUGGAGUUAAACACAGUCCCAACUGAUAAACGGACGUAAACACGGGAAUUGAUAAUAAAUGCAAAAGGAGUACACCACUAGUGAACAACAACAACAACAACACAACUAUGGUCACAACCGACGAAGGUUCACCCUUGUAAUUGCGGUAUUAAUUUAUUAAGAGAUAACUGCUUUCAGGACGGCCCGUGGAAAUGGGAAGAUGGGAGACUGCCGUGGUUCCCCCUUUCUGUUCCCAGUGCAAAGAAAAUGUCUUGAAUUAUUUUAUCCACCAUCCUGCCUUAACCACAUCUAGCUGAAGCACCGUAACGUGAAAGCAGUCUUCAAUUACCUUUAACAUAAAAGUACUGCAACACUGAGUCAAGAUACUGCACCCACCUUUUGUACGAGGGUGAGGGAAAUAUAGGGUUUAAGGGAAAGGUGCAAUGAAAGUAAGUGCGGAAAGAAAAUAGGUGUGUCCCCUUAGCCCCCCCCCCACAAAAAUUGGCUAUUUUUCUCAUCUUUUUCCACCACAGCGAUUUUUUUACUACGUAAAUAGCUUGUGGCAAUAAGUGCUAGACAAAAGGUUUCAAACGAUAUUCAGUUACAUUAUACCUCAACAAUAAACAGACAUUUGGGAAAUAUACUGCUGCUUUUGUGUAUGUUUGUUAUAUGUUAUGUGUAAACGGCACAAUGUGAAUUGACACCGGCGGUUAGUUGUGCAUCAAUUCUAUAUGACUUAACUUAUUCACAUAUCACUUAGUUGGAAGAAUUUGACUGUUCUGAAACAGAAACAGUCUUGCUUGUUGAAUGAAUGUAGGCCGGAGUUAGUUAGAGUAGGUGCAGCUCAAGUUCAACACUCUUUCUGCUUUGCACAGCGAUAAUGUUCUUUUAUGUGGCUUUAAUGUUUACCGUGUGAAACCAGAGUGCAUCUUAAAACAAAGUUCAAUAUUCAAAAGGGACAUCUCUGUGUGUGUCAGCCACUGUAGCCUAAACUAUAAUAGGUAAAUCUACAGAGGUAGUUCAUUAAAGUUUUUGUGAGCACUUGCAGCAUUCGUUCACCGUAUUUGUCUACAGCAUCUGUUUCUUGACUCUGUUAUCCAUGUUGAUAGUAAAGUAGAUAGAGUCCCCCCCCCCCUUACUAAAGGUGCUAUUGUGAGAUCAUUUCAAUCUUCUGUGCAGCUGAAGGAGUGACUGUGAUUGGACGGAACCUAGAGAUGGAAAGCAGAAUGUGAAAUGAUUGGGAGAAUUUUUUUUUUUUGGACUUAACUAAUGUUAGCCAAUGCACUGCAAUACGUAACCGAUGGAACAGUCUGUGGAAUGAAUUAGCGUCACGCUAACACUCUGGAUUAGAAAAAUAAAAAAACAAAAACAAAAGUCGUGUCAAAAACCACCUGAGUAGAAUUUUUUUUUCUCAAGUGCAACAAUAAUAAUGUAAAAACACAUUUUGUGCAAAAUCAAAUAAACUCGACUGUA